ACAUCAAGGUCGGGGCCGAGAAUUGACGACAUUUCUUAUUCCAGGCUUCGAUCUCAUGCACUUGGCCUGAGAAAUGAAUCCGAGACGGGAGAGCUCCCCCGCUCAAUGAUCACGCUCUACCAGUUCUGGUCACAUUACCUUGUGGAACAUUUUGAGUGGGGUAUGUUUGAGGAGUUUCGCCAGCAAGCUCUUUCGGAUCUGGCACGGGAGCCCUUGUGUGCUCUCGGUCUGAAGCACCUCGUGGCAUUUUACGAGUCUGUUCUUGCCAAGAAGGCUCGUUACCAUUGGAUGCUUCAGUUACGGCGAAUAGUGCACGAAGCGGCGGUUCUAGCUGGAUGCCAGUUGGAGGAGGUUCACAGUUCCAGGGGUCGUCUACACAACGUCCAGUAGUGCCUGCAUCCAGCAGCUGGUACUUGGGACAAGAUGAUCUCAAAGCUAUCUCUUCGGUUUUCGGAAAAAGUUGAAUUUGGACGGCGUUCUGAGGUUCGCGUCCAGAGGAAAUGACUGCAUUUUUUCUUUUAAUGAUUGGAAAGAAAAGCCUUGCUGAUCAG
Sodiomyces alkalinus F11 is the source of this 551-nucleotide messenger RNA. RefSeq lists its product as hypothetical. The transcript is spliced from 2 exons. Gene Ontology annotation, biological process: mRNA stabilization. Bases 106 to 390 code for a protein of 94 amino acids. The record is from RefSeq and is a predicted model, not a curated record. NCBI's taxonomy places the organism in Eukaryota, Fungi, Ascomycota, Sordariomycetes, Glomerellales, Plectosphaerellaceae. Gene Ontology annotation, molecular function: RNA cap binding.